Leptopilina heterotoma is the source of this 1539-nucleotide messenger RNA. RefSeq names its product zinc finger protein 32-like. The record is from RefSeq and is a predicted model, not a curated record. Bases 388 to 1362 code for a protein of 324 amino acids. NCBI's taxonomy places the organism in Eukaryota, Metazoa, Arthropoda, Insecta, Hymenoptera, Figitidae. Gene Ontology annotation, cellular component: nucleus. The transcript is spliced from 4 exons.
CGCAGUUCUAACAUAUAUAUAUAUGUAUAUAAUUCUCCGAUAUAUAACCUGAAUUAUAAUAAUGUAGUUUUAUCCACAUUAAAUUUCAGUUUGUUAUUUAAAUAUUUAAAUUUUCGGUUAAUUGAAAAAUGUACUUAAUAUCAUCGCCUAUUAAUUUAAACAUUCCACAAGUGAAGGAUGUGAAUUUUCAUUCUACUGUCAAACAAUAAAUGAAACAUAGUAAACUCUCUUAAGGUUAUGCAAAAAAAUUUCUGCAUAGAAAGAAAGAGAAAACGUAAUAAUUCGAAAAUUAACUCGAAAUAUUGCAAUGCGUCCAAUUAUCUUAUUGUGAAAUGUUGAUUGCUUUCGACAGUUAAAUGCUUGGAAUAUAACUAAACAUCUUGAGCUAUGUUUGGUUCGGUGCAAAUAAAGCAAGAAUACAACAAUUCAGAGGACAACCAAAAUGGUACUAGCGUGCAAAACAACUUUGAAUAUUCAUCAUUCACUAGUCAGGAUGUUGAGUACAUAUACCGUCAAUUACCCCAUUUUUGGAGUCAGACACAAAUGCCAAGUGUUCAAUUAUGUGAAGGAAAUCAGCCAAAACAUGAUGUUCCUUUCCGACCAGACAUCCAUCCGCAUGAGCAAACGCAGUCACAAUUCGCGGUGAUGAAUUAUCUACAUCCAUUCCCAAUGAGCCAGUCAGAGACACAAACACCAAUGAGUGAAUCGAAUCCAGUAGAAAAUACAAAUAUUACUGAACAAUCACAAUCAUCCCCUUCCUCAGUGAUAAAGCGCACAACUAGUCCAACAAAUAAAUCGUCUUCCUCAUCCGAUCCCAAUUCAAAGAAACCCAAGUGUCACUGUGAAAUAUGCUUCAAAGAAUUUGGACACAAAUCAAAUCUUUUUAUUCACAUGCGUACACAUAAUGGUGAACGUCCCUAUAAAUGUCCCCAAUGUGAAAAAUGUUUCACACACAGUGGUAAUCUUGCAAUUCAUAUGCGUACACAUUCAGGUGAAAAGCCAUACGCAUGUCAAAUUUGUGGGAAAAUGUUUAGUCACAGUGGAAAUUUGUCGACCCAUCUUCGAACGCAUUCUGGAAUAAAACCCUAUAAAUGCAGUGUAUGUUCGAAGGAAUUUCGUCACAGUGGCAAUCUAUCGAUUCAUGAACGUAUUCAUUCUGGAAUAAAGCCAUUUCAAUGUACAAUUUGUGGCAAGGAAUUUUAUCACAGCGGUAAUUUAACGACCCACAUGAAGAAGCAUACGAAUGAUGAGCCACGCGAUGAUAUGAGUAAGAAAACCGAUGUCCAAGAGGAGGUAAGUCAGGAACCAUGUAGACCCCAUCCCGAUGGUGGUAUUCAAUGUGAAACUAUUAAUAGUAUUUAGAUAAUUAGUAUUUUAAUGGAGAUUUUUUCAAAAAGCCACUACUUUUUAUUUCUGCUAUGCUUCAAUAAAAGAAGACGUAAAUUAAAUUCAGUUCCAAAAAAAAAAGAAUUUAUUUUGUAAAUGCAAUUGUAAUUGGCAUUAUGAUUUAUCGUUAAUCUUAAUCAUUAGAAUUUUAAA